AUCAACAGCUAAUAGGCUUAUGACACAUGUCUAAGGUGCUGGAGGGUUCAGGAUAUGCUAAUUCUGAGGUUGAGCCAGAAUACAAAAGUGGACAUAAACAGCCUGCAGCAAGAAGAGGAUAUAUAGACCGGAUGGGGCCCUCCUCUCCCUUUCCCUCUCCCCUUCGUAUCUGUCGCCUUUACUAUGUUUACAUUACUGACACACCCCUGACCUUCACCCAGGCCCCCUCCACUGGCCCUAACAGCACACACACACACACACACACACACACACACACUCACACACACACACACACAACAUCAUCACCACCACCAUUUCCACCACAUACCAGAGCUUCCAGUGAACACAAUCAUGACUGAAUAAAUGUCACUUCAAUAAAUAUGACUGCAAAAAAAGAGAGAUAUUAUCGAGGCAGGAGUGCAAAAAUAUCAUCAAUAUUUGCCUGGUGUGGUGGUGUAACGGAGUUGUUUAAUCGUCUAUUUUUAGCAUACUCGGUCGUCUCUCAUGCAUUGCAAAUGUAUGGCAACAUCGCCAUGCAGCGGCAUUGCUUCCCCAGCCUACCACUGUACUGCAGAGUAGACACACCCCUCCAAUACACACGCCUCAAUGCACACAUUUGCAAAGUGUCAAAGAAAUCAUGAAGGCAAAUGCAUGAAACCACACAUUAUGGACCAGACGCAAUUCAUAUUAUGAUUUCAACUGUGUGAUAUCGAAAGCAGCAGUGUUGCGGUUUGUUUGAAUUACACAUACAGAGCCCACAGCCUGUGCCUAUAAAAACACAAAGAGAGAGAGGGAGAGAGAAAACGCACGGCCUCAAUAGGAAGACUUCGACCGACUGAGACGCCAUAUCGCGCCAUAUCUUAAUGCUGGCACGGUGAUCCCCACAUCGGGUCUCCGUUGAUUCAGAUAUCAGUGGCUAAAAAACGAUGUUGCUUUAAACCUCACGCGGUCAAAGUUGUUUACCUCUUCGUUACCUCUGACGUCACGACACACCCCUGUUUGAGGGGGGCGGCUCUCGGCGUUAUGAGCACCGCGACCGACCAAACAGAGCUGGGCUGGACCGAAAUGUCACCAACCGCAACACGGGAGACACGCCGAGCCCACCGGUGAUUGGAUAUUGAAGGGGCUGGGGGGGAAAUCCCUCUUUCCCGUAGAGGUCCUGAAGAGGGGGGCGGUGCAUAACAAAAAAAAAAAAAAAAAAAAGUAAUGGCCAUCUAUUUGGGUCCUGAAGAAGGAGGGAUAUUUCUCGUCGGACUACCGUAGGUGUGAUCUAGUUGUCUCAGUGUUAGCGAGUGUGUUUCACCGUCAUUAAUACUCCCGUUGUGUUGUAGCCGUUUUUCCGUCAAUUGUCCGUCGCCUGCGGUCGCAGAACGGUUAACAAGCUGGCCGGACUAGGUGCCGCGUUUUAGGGUUAAAGCAGCCAGCUAGCCCCGCUAACAUUAGCUACUACCAGCGCUGCUGCUGCUGUGAGUGAGCCAACGUCUGGAAAGGGCGUAAGUUACGAGUUUGACGUUUUUCUCCCCCAAGUCUCCUCACAUUUCUGAGAUAGGUACAACGCGGUCCUCUCUCCUCAAAAGCUACCCCACCGAGUCAACAUGGAGGGGACACACUUUCCAAGAGCAUGAAAGAGGACGACGAACGGCGACCAAAGAGGAUUAAAAGCAACUCGCUCUUGAUGGGGGAAAAGUUGAGCUAAGGAUUAACAACUUGGGAUUAACUGAAGAGAGGUUUCAAGUCUUACCUAUUUUACAAGGGCAUGCUAACACCUCAGUGAUGGAGCCCACGGUUGUGAGUACGUCCACUCUGGCCCCUGAUGAGUUUGAUAGGAACAUACCUCGGAUCUGCGGCGUGUGUGGUGACAAAGCCACCGGCUUCCACUUUAACGCCAUGACCUGUGAGGGCUGCAAGGGUUUUUUCAGGCGCAGUAUGAAGCGCAAGGCGUCCUUCACAUGUCCCUUUAAUGGCAGUUGCACCAUCACCAAGGACAACAGGCGCCACUGCCAGGCAUGCCGGCUCAAACGCUGUGUGGACAUUGGAAUGAUGAAAGAGUUCAUUUUGACAGAUGAGGAAGUGCAGAGGAAGAAGGACCUGAUUCAGCGGAGAAAGGAUGAGGAGGCACAGCGCGAAGCGGAGAGGGAGGCACGGCGACCCCGGCUAUCUGAUGAGCAGAGUCAGGUCAUCGCCACAUUGGUGGAGGCGCACCACAAAACAUAUGAUGACUCCUACUCUGACUUCUGCCGCUUUAGGCCUCCUGUGCGUGAAGGCCCAGUGACACGUAGCGCCAGCAGAGCUGCCUCUCUCCACUCUCUGUCUGAUGCCUCCUCUGACUCCUUCAGUCACUCUCCAGAGUCAGUCGACACCAAAAUGAACUUCAACAAUCUGCUGAUGAUGUACCAGGAGCAGGGCAGCAGCCCUGACUCCAGUGAGGAGGAGGGCUCCAGCUUCUCCAUGUUGCCCCACCUGGCUGAUCUGGUCUCCUAUAGCAUCCAGAAGGUUAUUGGCUUUGCCAAGAUGAUCCCUGGGUUCAGGGAGCUGACUGCAGAGGACCAGAUUGCCCUGCUCAAGUCCAGCGCCAUAGAGGUGAUCAUGCUGCGCUCAAAUCAGAGCUUCAACCUGGAAGACAUGUCCUGGAGCUGUGGUGCGCCUGACUUUAAAUACCAGAUCAGUGAUGUCACUAAAGCGGGCCACACUCUGGAGCUGUUAGAGCCGCUGGUGAAGUUCCAGGUGGGCCUAAAGAAGCUCAACCUGCACGAGGAGGAACAUGUGCUGCUGAUGGCCAUCUGCUUGCUUUCUCCAGACCGCCCAGGUGUGCAGGACCACGCACGGAUCGAAGCCCUCCAAGACCGGCUGUCAGAGACCCUACAGGCCUACAUCCGGCUUCACCACCCAGGAGGACGACUGCUCUACGCCAAGAUGAUCCAGAAGCUGGCCGACCUGCGCAGCCUUAACGAGGAGCACUCCAAGCAGUACCGCUCACUCUCCUUCCAGCCGGAGCACAGCAUGCAGCUCACCCCGCUGGUGUUGGAGGUGUUCGGCAGCGAAGUCUCCUAGGGGGCUCGCCUCUGAACCUCAGCGGUGGAGAGGAAGCUGGAGAGAAGUCCCCUGGGGGUGGAAAAAAAAAAAAAAAAAGGAGGGACGGAGCUGAGGAUGUGCUGGAUGGACUAAACGUAGGUGUGGAGUAUGAAGCAAGUGGAAGAAAGAAAGUGGUGUGUGUGUGUGUGUGUGUGUGUGUUUGUGUGUAUGCGUGUGCGAGUGUACGUCUUUGUGUAUGUGUCAUGUUUAAAGAAGUCUAUCUUGGCGAAAAAGGCCAAGGUCGUAUGGAGAGCAAGCAGAUGUUAAGAGACAGUAAACAAGGGAACUUCAUAUAAUACAGAUUAUACUAUACAUACGAUGUCUGCCUAUAUACAGUGUUUUUGUCUGUAUUUAAAUCAACCAACAGCUGCUUCAAAUGCCUGGACAUUUUGUGUGUGUACAUGUCGUGCACACACCCACACAACAAGCAUACUCAGUUAUUCAUUUAGCCAUUCAGUUGAGCUACCUCUUGGUUUUACUGGGGUUGUUUUAUAUUUACAUCACCUAUGUGAAACAGUAACUUUUACACAGAACAGUUUAGAUACAGCAAAGAUUACAUUUCAGUUUUAUCAGUGCAAAAGCAGUGCCUGCACAUUACCUUAAAUGUUUGAAUACUUUAUUAUUGUUUUUUUUUUUUUGGUUUUUUUGUUUGUUUCAUCUGCUUCUCUCCAAGGCAGCGUAUGUAUAUGACUGUGUAUACGAUUCAAACACAUGCCUUUCACCUUUCACCAAAGGUAUGGUCAACUACUCUCUCUCAAAAGCUUCCAGUACCUGACAAAAAAAAACAAAAAAAAACAACCUUGCUGCUCCGUGGCUUUUUUUUUUUCCACGCAUGCAGCCAAUCGACAUGCUAGCAAAUUGUCUGUCUAGCCUCACAACCUAUGAAGGAAAACUGUCAUUAUUUAGGUUUAUAAUGCAGAGUACAGAAUAUAUAGUCUUUGAUUUUUGAGGUGCCUGGUUUUGAGGUGAGAAUUAGCCACUAAAUGUGUUAGCUACUUUUACACUGCUAACUGUCAAUCAAACCAAGCCCACAUUAUGGCUUGUUGCUCUUUUUUUGUAAUUGUUUUUUCUUCCUCUUCUCUCUCUCUCUCUCUCUUUUUUUUUUUAAUUGUUUCCCUGUAAAUAGUUAAUUGCUACCACAUGUAUCCUAAGCACUGUUAUACCACCUUUUACUCAAGCCUAUGUAUUGCUAUACAGUAUCUAUAUUAUCACAGAUUUUAAAGGGCUAAAAUGCCAAAUCUAACUGGAAUAGUAAAUCAAGGCCAAAGCAAGAGGCCUGACUUGUUUAAUAUAUAGCUGCAUACCAUACUUGGAAUUGGCAUAGAUAUGGAUGUAAUUGCAAUGGAUGCUUUGUUGUUUUUUUUUUGUUUUUUUUUUUUUGUUUUUUUUACGUCAUUUCACCUUUUAAAAACAAUUCCAUGAAUUGUUCCACCUCAGUAUACAGUGAGCUCGGUGGGUGGAGAGCUUGGGAAGCUGCUUCAGACCUCCACAAAUAUCACACCCCUUUCGUUUCUGACUGGGAAGUGGAUUUUCUAGAAUGUCGGAGGGCCUGGUUGUGCACCUCUUCGCCCAGGCCCUCCUGUUUGAUGAUGUAUGCUGCGCAGCCCUCUAGUGGCUGCAUCAUGUAAAUACCAGGUAUAUAUAAUAUGUCCGCUGUACAUAGGGCUACAUAGAUAUUUCUCAAGGCUAAUUUUUUCAAAAAUAUAUAUGCAAAUACAUUAUUGACCCUUUUUUUUGUUUUUGAUUCAUUAUCACUAUGUUUUGAGACACUAUGCUCUUUGUUUUUGACUUUGAACAUGUUUUUUCUUGGUAAGAAUGAGUUAGGAAUGGCUUAAACAGGGAUUGCUUGUGUAUUUUGAUGUAUUUGACUAAUUUCCAAGGUUUAUUUUAAGAAAGAGGACAAGCUAAACAUACCGUGCUGCUCUCUAAUAUAAGCCAUAUAGAUCACCAAGCUUGUUAUACACCGAUACAUUACAGCACAUCAAAAUGAUGACUCCAGAGCCUCGGAUAUUCUCGUUAUAUAAUCUACUAAACUCAUAUGCUAUUUAUCUUUGGCUUUGGAAGAUUCUUUUAAGCUUGUACGCAGUAGGAACUCAUGCCUUCUCUCUGCUGUCAGUCAUCUUUGGCUUAUGCUUCAUCAGACAGCAUCUAAUGGCUUAUAAACCAAACUUCCAAGAGAAUUGAUAUGCUAGGCUUUAGAGGACAGUUAUGUAUGACGCGCUGCAUUUGGGAGGAUGGAAAAACUGACUUCAAGUGACGUCUCUUAUGUUGAGACAGUUCCCCAAAGAAGAAGAUAAUGAUGAUGAUGAUGGUCCCUUCUUGUCUUCUGUUUGCUAUGCGGCUGAAGACAUCUGUUCAAAUGGUUCCUGUGAUUGGCCAUAUGGGCUUCCUGUGUCAGGCCGAGAGCUUCCUGUGACAUCAUCUCAGCAGACCAGGGCUACUCUGUGAUCUUAGUGGAAGAUUGUGAGCGAGAGCAUACAGUAUGUGUGUGUGUUACUCAUUCGUGAGGAGAGUCGAGACAGUUGGCGCUUGAAUCUGUUCAGCCCAGAUGGGUUCUACCGUAGGAUCCCAAGUCCAUUCUCCAUCACUGUGGCUUUGUUCAAACAUUCGCUACCAGUCACUGUGACACCCUGCAAGCCGACAGUCGGGGCUUUACGUAUAGAUUAUUUGUAUAGCCCAGAUAGUAAAUAGAUUUUGGAUGUUUCCAUAUUCCUGUAAUCACGAGUUUGGUUUUCUUCCUGAAAUCACUGGGAUUAUAAAAUUAUAAUUAUAAUUCCACGUGUCCCGUAAAUUUCCCUGCUGUGAUUGAACUUUUUAAGGAGUUGAGGCUCGAGUGUCUCUAGGCAGUACCACUCAUAUGUAUAGUAUGUCAGUUUGAUGAGGGGUAUGAUGUGCUUGGUUACUGAACACUGACUUUUGAAGUUUUGAAAAGUCUCCAUGUUGAUUUUUCUGAAUACAUACUUCUGUAUGUAGAUAUUGGUUUGAUUUUGUUCUAUUGUCUUCUUUGAGAUAGAGAUGCAGUGUUUGAUUUGUGUAUGUUUAAUACAGUGGGAGGUUUGGUGAACAUGCAAGUGCCACAGGGAGAGUUCCCUCCACACAAGAACAGGGUAAAAGAGGAGAGUUGCUCUUGGGGAUCUAAAAACCGAACGGGAAAACUUUUUGACGAUGUUUCAUAUAGCCACUUAUUGUGACAGGGAAGUUCUGACUGUAGGUUUUAUCAUAAGCGGGAAACCCCCUGUUUCCCAACCGUCACACUAUACAUAACACGCUGAUACAGUUAAAUGUAAAUAUGGUGCAUCCACUGGUUUUCCUGUUUGGUUUUACCAUGGUAGGCUGCUCAGAAUCUGUAAGUUUUAACUCUGCAUUGUGGUUGUUCAAAUAUUGGAACUUGAAAACUAUCCAGCGAUGGAAAUCUACAGCAAAGAGAUGCAUCCAUCUCUGUUUAGAUUUCUGUUACCCUUCAAGAUUGGCAACGUAACACAGUAACAAUGCAAUAUACAACUCAUGGUACACUAUCACCAGCAAGCUUUACAGUUUAUCAAGUUAGUAGACAUUUUUGAAGUUUUUUGUAUAACUGUUGCCAUUACAAACCCUGUCUGUAAAAACAUGUAUAUCGUUUGCAGAAAAACCGCUGGCCAUCUCCCAUGCAAAAGGCUCUCAAGUCUUUUAUUUUUGUUCCUCCAAUUAGGACAGGGAUUGUAAUGGAAUCAACUUAAUGUAGUUCUUACAAAAAAGGAGUGUCCACAAUGGAUGUACACCAUAAUCUACCUAAAAAACCUACCUCUUUUAGCUCAGAUUUUGCUUUAGCAUUAAGCAUUUGCCUCUGUUUUUACUUUUGUAAUAUUUGUAUUCAUGUUGGUAUUUAUUGCUGUCUAAUGAGUCAUACUUCAAUGAUUACCUCAGAGAUAUCUCACAGAUUUGGGAGAGUCCAGCUAAUGAAGUCAUUCAUAGUUUUUUUUUUUUUUUUUGUACAGUUUUUCUUCUCAGACUUAGCAUUGCCUUUUAUUUUCUUUUUUUUUUUUUUUUACGCACAAAAUACCAGGAGUGUUUUUAAUAUAGUGCCUGCACUCUGACCAACGGGGCUCAGACUGGCUAGGAUGAGGCUGCACUUGCUCCAAAAACAAACAUCUUUUUCUCCCUCUCUGCAACUUUGUCCUUUGGAUAUUUAGGUGAUUUUCAGCGACCGACGCAAUUAAUCUUGUUGCCACAUUGCUGAUAUCUGCCUUAUCUUUUUAGUUCUUAAGGGCAAAUUGGGGAGUGGAACAAUCUGGAGUAAGUGCAGCUGUAAAGAAGGAACAACCUGAAAGACUUUGUGGCAGUAGGAGAAAUGAGAGGUGUGUUUGCGCUCCACUUGGUACUGUUAGCAUGGUCUUUGCUCUGUAGUACGCCAUCCUUACCUUUUCCCUCUUACUCGCCCCGUCAUUUCCUCCGUACACCUCUCUGUGUCUUCACCUCUCCUUCUGUCCUAAAGUCUGCUCCCGCACCUUCAUCAUUCCCUGCCGAUGUUUGGUCAAACGAGGGGAAUUAGGAGAGGUGAAAUCCUCAGUAUCCAUGCAAUGCUGCUUUUAUCUUGAGCAUCACCAAGUCGCGUGUCAUUGACACAACGUAAUGCAGGCAUCGUCCAAAGUGUCGGCCCCCAGCAGCACGACAGGCCUCAUUGGAAGAUUGUGUCUCUUGACUCGUACGCAACUUAGUGGUGCUCAUUGGAAACAAAAAUUCCAUUCAGAUCCUAGUAUCAUAUUAACGGAGCAACUACUCACUUUGGUGAAUUUAAACCAAGUUUUUUUUGUAUUCAUGUCAAACUGCUUCAGGUAAACACUGAAUGAAAUGAAAGAGUUUUUAUUAAUCAGUGAAUACUAAGGAACAAUAUCGCCAUGGUCACAUCUACCCUGAGCUGUGUGCCAUAUGACCCUUUUAAUGCAGGGGGAGGGUGUUAACGAAGCUGGCUUCAGAUGUUCCCCAGCUUCAUUUUAAUGGGAAGGUUGUCCGAGUGUGAGAUUGGCUUAUUGCUUAGUACUCUGUCAGCCAUGUAUAUUGAUCUUUUAUAAAGAGUAAAUUUGAAUUUGGCAUUGAAUUUCUAACCCUGCGUUGUGAACCCAAAUCAUGCCACAUUCAAUUAUAAAUGCCUGAACCAACAAAAGCACUUAAUGUAAUGUUUGUAACACAUGCAUACUGAUGAAUCUACUAGCCAUAAACUGCCUGUGUAGGUCAGCAUGAUAUGGCUCCAAUUAUCAAAAAAGUCACCUAAAUUCUUUUUUUUCAAAGAUCUUCUUUUUUCUAUUAUAAAUUGGUGUUUAUGUAAUGUUAUUUUUGUCAGAUGUUUUGCAAAUCAAAAAUAAACAGUUGUACAUAGCA
Molecule: messenger RNA, 8427 nt
Organism: Scomber japonicus (chub mackerel)
Lineage: Eukaryota; Metazoa; Chordata; Actinopteri; Scombriformes; Scombridae
Product: vitamin D3 receptor B
Exons: 11
Coding region: 1774-3051 (425 amino acids)
Biological process (GO): cell differentiation; positive regulation of transcription by RNA polymerase II; negative regulation of transcription by RNA polymerase II
Cellular component (GO): nucleus
Molecular function (GO): nuclear receptor activity; zinc ion binding; vitamin D response element binding
Source: RefSeq, a predicted model, not a curated record